This is a messenger RNA of Penicillium malachiteum, 1443 nucleotides long. RefSeq lists its product as uncharacterized. The transcript has a single exon. The record is from RefSeq and is a predicted model, not a curated record. The coding region runs from base 1 to 1443 and encodes 480 amino acids. Lineage: Eukaryota; Fungi; Ascomycota; Eurotiomycetes; Eurotiales; Aspergillaceae. Gene Ontology annotation, biological process: regulation of transcription by RNA polymerase II. Gene Ontology annotation, molecular function: DNA-binding transcription activator activity, RNA polymerase II-specific.
AUGCCCGCCACAAGGAGUCGCGGGUUGGCAUCUAGACCCCAAAACGAGGCAAAAGAUAGCCGUGAUGAACACCUCCCGCCUCCCGCAGAACUGUUGAAGUAUCUUCAGAAGUAUGAAGUCUUGAUAUGUACCUGUUGUAGGCAUGCGAUAAAACCCGGUGGUAUCGUUCGACACCUGAAAGAGAUCCAUCAUCUCCAGAAUGAACAUCGAAGGCCAUAUACUUUAUACGCAAGCAACUUCAAGCUGAAAAAACCAGAAGAUGUUUCUGAUCCACAGGAUCAGGAUUUCCCCAUGUCAUAUCUUCCACUUGAACAAGGGUGGAGAUGUCGCGCCCCGGGCUGUGACUACCUAUGCGUCUCAACCAAACGCAUGGAGACACACUGGCCCUCGAAGCACGGCUGCAAGGGUGAUCCAAACUGGGACUGGACUCCAACUCCAAUCCAGACGUUUUUCAGAGGCAACAUGCUACGCUAUUUUACCACUAAGGAGGAAACCCAUCUCAACCAGACCCCACAAAACCUCCCUGCUGCAUCGAACUUGAUUCAAAAAAUGCGAAACAGAUACAGAAUCGAUGCAAUCGACUCUCUAACACUGGAACACUACUUUUAUUCAUCCUAUCGGAGCUUUUCCAAACCAGGCCAAACAGAAGGAGUCUGGCUCAAAGUUGUAGCAGACCUUACAUACCAUCAUCUCUUCCUUUUACAUGGCAUCCUGGCCUGCACAGCAUUGCACAUGGCACAUCUAUAUCCAGCCCAGCGAGAAAUGUACAUCAUAAGAGCAUACUCCCACCAGGAUACAGCACUCCCGAUAUUCCGCAAUGAGCUCAAUCACCCAACAGCAGAGAACUGUGACGCUAUAAUGGCGUUCGGUUAUCUACUUAUAGUAUUCUCGUUUGCAACGGAGCUUGACAACAGCCAGAAUUCUCUUUUGCUUAUUAACGAUCCAUCAACUGAAACCGGGCAAGACCAAUUAAUCCUCCCACAGUGGUUGCAUUUUAUCCGAUGUGGUUGUGAAAUGCUGAACGAGGUCUGGGAUCGAAUUGAAGCCGGGCCAGCAAGAGCCCUUGCUUAUGCCUGGGAAAUUGAGCUUAAUGUCGGUGAUAGCAAAUUGCCUUACCUGGAGCACUUCAUGUCCAUUGUUCCGCAUGAUGGAUCAUGGUCGGAAGAUGUUAUUUCUGUUUAUCGGGAUGGCGCGAGUGCAUUGGCGGAUGCAUUUGCUUAUAUGGACCGAGAUACGACCCAGGUUGAUGUUAGUACGUGGAAUAUCCUGGGUCUUUGGUGCGUGCGUCUGGAAAACGAGUUUUACGAUUUGAUAUUUCAGAGACAUCCUGGCGCACUGAUUCUGCUUGCAUAUUAUUGUGUUAUUAUGAAGCGGAUGGAGACGUGCUGGUAUUUUGGGGGGAAGGCCGGCGAGGUUGAUCGCUUCUAUCAGAGAUGUGCUUGA